Molecule: messenger RNA, 492 nt
Organism: Fusarium redolens
Lineage: Eukaryota; Fungi; Ascomycota; Sordariomycetes; Hypocreales; Nectriaceae
Exons: 2
Coding region: 1-492 (163 amino acids)
Source: RefSeq, a predicted model, not a curated record
AUGGCUGGUUUCUCAGUAGUAGUCACAUCCAAAGUCCGCAACGACCACACUCACUGGCGCUGUAUGCACCAGACGGACGGAACCUACUGCAAUACUCGACUUCCGGUGAACCAGGAACAAUGCACCAAAUGCGGUAGUGGCCGUGAAAAGGGCUCGUGGGCUGAGACGCAUGAUGGCACUCAGCUUGGGACUCUGGAUUCCUUUGACUCGGAGGCCUCUGAAGCCAUCAAAGUCUCCACUAGAACCAAAAUGCCUCUCAUGGAACGCACAACCACCCUUCGAGAUGAUCAUUCUCACUGGAAGUGCGUGAGACCUGAGCGUAACGGGGGUUUCUGCAAUACAACAAUGGCUAUGAAUGAAAACCAGUGCAGAAAGUGCGCUGCUAUUCGUGAGCCCAGGUUCGCGUAUGCCAUGACUCGAGAGGGGCAUAAACUUGGAGUUCUUGGGAGUGUUGACAUAGAUAAUGUCGAGAUGUGGCAUUACGAAAUGUAA